ACUGUAAAAAAAAAUCAGAUCCUUGCAUAUGAAGGGCACAUCUGGCGAAGUCCAAAGUGUCUCCUUCUUAAAAAGAAGUUGCCACUUCCGCCCAAGGCGUUUCAGUCACUAGUAACUUGGAAUGGUAAUCUGUUUAACGAAACAGUAACAUUGUAGAAAAGGGCGUCCUAACAUGAAAAAUUGCGAACUGAUGGAAAGUGAGACAGGCAAACAUCGUCCAAAAUGAAGACCGCGAAUUUUACUACCAGUGAAGGGGUAACUUUUUAGGGUAAGAUUUGAGAAGGAUUUCUGCUUGGUUAAGCAACUGGAAGACCAUGAAAUAUGAGUGGCACUAACAUUACAGGAGCUGACUGGCUUUCGUCCUCGAACUUCAAUGGCUCCAUGUACAAUGCAUCCAGCAAAGGUUAUCCAGCCAACUUCAGCUGCGACAAUCCCAGCAGCAACAACUCCUGCAUCGAGGAACAGACGACAGAGAGCCCCUACAAGACGGUGGAAAUGGUUUUUAUUGCCUUGGUGACAGGCUCCCUCAGUUUUGUCACCGUAGUGGGCAACAUCCUGGUGAUGCUCUCCAUCAAAGUCAACCGGCACCUCCAAACGGUCAACAACUACUUCCUCUUCAGCCUGGCAUGUGCUGACCUCAUAAUCGGGGUCUUCUCCAUGAACCUCUAUUCUGUCUACAUCAUUGUUGGGUACUGGCCACUGGGGCCUGUAGUGUGUGAUCUGUGGCUGGCCCUGGACUAUGUGGUCAGCAAUGCCUCGGUCAUGAACCUCCUCAUUAUUAGCUUUGAUCGGUACUUCUGCGUGACCAAGCCCCUGAGCUACCCUACCAGACGGACAACUAAGAUGGCUGGGCUGAUGAUCGCAGCAGCCUGGAUCCUCUCCUUCAUCCUCUGGGCUCCCGCCAUCCUGUUCUGGCAAUUCAUUGUUGGAGAGCGCACAGUCCCACCGGGGGAGUGCUACAUUCAGUUCCUCUCCAACCCCGCCGUGACCUUUGGUACGGCCAUCGCCGCCUUCUACCUGCCCGUUGUCAUUAUGACCGUCCUCUACAUCCAAAUCUCGCUAGCAAGCCGCAGCCGCGUGAAGAAGCAGAAGCCCGAGGCCAAGAAGGAGAAGUCCCUCAAGUCCAGCAGCCUACUCAAGAGCCACAUCCUCAAGCAGAACAACAACAACUCCUCCUCUAAGCCCAGCACAGAGUCCAGCAUUGAGGGUGUGAAGAAUGGUAAGCUGGACGAAACAGUGUCCACCAAAGCUGACUCCAGUGUCCAGCCUGAGGAGAAGGAGACCUCCAAUGAUUCUAGUACAGCCAGCAUCGCCCCCAAGGACACCAAGGAACAGGCCAACAGCAUAGCCGCCUCAGAGCGCACAGCUCUCACUCCCUCCCCCUUACCCACCAAAAUAAACCCCUCCUCUAAGUGGUCGAAAAUAAAAAUUGUCACCAAGCAGUCCGGGGAUGAGUGCAUCACCGCUAUCGAGAUUGUGCCCCCAAACAAUGCCGGAAACAACUCCAUCUCCAUCAGCCGACCGAGGACGGUGGCCCGGAAGUUUGCCAGCAUCGCCCGAAGUCAAGUCAAGAGGAAGCGGCAGAUGGCAGCGAGGGAGAAGAAGGUGACUAAGACCAUCUUCGCCAUCCUCCUGGCCUUUAUCAUAACAUGGACUCCCUACAAUGUCAUGGUACUCAUCAACACCUUCUGCCAAUCCUGUGUCCCUGACACGGUAUGGGCCAUUGGCUACUGGCUAUGCUAUGUCAACAGCACUAUAAAUCCUGCAUGCUAUGCCCUCUGCAAUGUUACUUUUAAAAAGACCUUCAAGAACCUCCUCUUGUGCCAAUAUAAAAAUAUUGGCACAAGGUAAGCCUGAGUGAAAAGACUCUUGACUGUGCUCACUGCCCUGAUAGCUUGUGGAUUUUAACCCUCACAUAAUGGCUCUGAAGGUACCAAUUCUGAAGAGGCACAAUAGUCUUUCCCAUCCUCUGAAUCAAUGUGUAUUAUAGAAUGGAAGGGACUUUUUCACUGUAAAAAAUGGAUCCUGGUAAAAUCAAGAGUUUUCUGGUUUGAUGCAAGAUGCUGCAGCAGUAUAAUUUCAGUCCAUCGCAGCUGUGAAGGGCCAGCAGUAAUCUUUGCUAGUCUGUGGAACUGUAGAGACAAUCUUCAAACAAAGCACAGCAAAAAUGGUGUCCGGUCAUAAAACUCUCACCCCUCAAUGGAGAACUGAGUAAGGGUAAUGUCCUUUUCUGAGAUUCUACAGAUCACAAGUUGCAGUUUCGAAUAAAAAAAACCUAACUUUUCUUAAAUCCUACAGAAUCAAGAGGAUUAUUAGUUAAUCUUUUAGCUGCCAUUAAUACCUGCCAUUUUAGGCAUUGUGGCAACCUGCAAUUACCCCCACAAUUCACACACACACAAUUCAGUCAAGUUUAAGACAGAAUCAAAGCAAUUAGUUUAUCACACAUCUCCCAUUAAUAUUUCAGUUCUCCAUUAAAACAUCAAAUGACUUCCCAGACAGCACACUGAGAAAAGAGACUGAGGGCGAACAUAGAUGCUCUAUCACUUUCCAUCUGUGAGAGGUAGUCAUGACAUAGCAUAGAGGUAGUUUGCCUAUUGGCAAUGUCACGGCUAUUUUGAUUACUACUGCUCUGCUAUAGAUUAAGAUUUGUGUCAAAAGUAUAAAGCAAAACAUCAUUUGUUAUGAUCUAACAAAACGACAUAGGAAAAACAUUACUUGGAAUUUUUAGGUUUUACACUUAAAAAUCAGUAUUUUUAAACUACUUUCAUUCAUAAAUGUUUUGCUUGAUAAUUCUGAAAUCUAUCAAAAGUAUAAUGUUUUCUUUGAAUAUUUUAGCACAAAUUUGAUUCCACUGUAAAUGUCAUUGCUGUAACAUCUUCCCUAUGGGAAAACUACCUCCAUGCUAUGUUGCCCUACCUCCCACAGAUGGAGUGCAAUAGAGCACCUAUGGCAGUCUUACGUUGCUGUGUUCAAACAAGUAUUGUUUGAACUUUCAAACAGUACUUUUUCAGACAAACUAGGCACACAUUUAAGUGAUGUUUAUUCUGUAGAAAUAACAUCUGUGAUAUGGACCAGAUGCUCACUGAGGGCAAUCACAAGUUCCAAACUCUCCAUCCCAACUCCUUCUUGCAACAGUAUACGGUAAGUUUAGAUGUUGUGCUUCAAACAGAAACAGAUGAAACAAAGGUCCCAGUUUUAUGUGUUGCUAUCCUCUUGACUUUGCUCCUAAAUUCAAGCCAGUUAUAAUGCUACAACCUUUUGUGCCCAUUUUAAACAAAUUAUUGUGUAUAGAACUGUUAAACGAAACGUACAGGAUCUUGAAGCAAAUGGGGGGAACUUUUGAACAUUGUUUUCCUGCUCAUUUAGAGAAAUGUAAAUACUAUGCCUAUGUAUACAUAAAAUAUGUU
Messenger RNA from Anguilla anguilla (European eel), 3407 nucleotides. It is a transcript of the gene chrm4a, whose product is annotated as cholinergic receptor, muscarinic 4a. The record is from RefSeq and is a predicted model, not a curated record. Gene Ontology annotation, molecular function: G protein-coupled acetylcholine receptor activity. Lineage: Eukaryota; Metazoa; Chordata; Actinopteri; Anguilliformes; Anguillidae. The transcript is spliced from 2 exons. Gene Ontology annotation, biological process: regulation of locomotion; adenylate cyclase-activating adrenergic receptor signaling pathway. Bases 322 to 1851 code for a protein of 509 amino acids. Gene Ontology annotation, cellular component: plasma membrane.